AUGUCAACAAUCUCAAGUAAAUGGCUUGUUCCGGACAAAUUACCAAACGGACUGAAGUUUCAAUGCUCUACAAGUCUUGCUAAUCUUGUCUCAACAAAUUCUGCUGCUCUGUUCUUUCGUCAACUUGUGNCACACACAUUCUACCGUCGAAGAAUGGAUAUCGAAAAAGAGUGCGUCUCGAUAGCUCAGUGGUCUGAGUGCUGGCCCGGAAAAACGAGAAAGAAGAAGUACACUUAUUCAUGGCUGGAUUCUCGUAAUCGACCGAAACUUAUCUUAACUCCAAAACGACAUAUCGAACGGUUAUGUGAACUGAAUGACGAAAAUGGUGAAAUAGAAGCAUUUUGGCGAGAUGCAGUUGAAGUCAUUAAUCGAGAAUGUGGUAAUGUUAAUGAACUCAAUUAUCCAGUAUUGGCCAUCAAUCAUGGAACAUUUCGAAAACAUGCACAUUUACAUUUGAAAAUCGAUGUGACGAAAGAUAUUUGGGAAAAUGUGAUUAUACCUCGACAUCAAGAUAAAAUUAAUCGUUUGAAACAAUUAUUAAAACAAGUCGAGUUGGUGAAAGAUUGUUUUACUAAGGAACAUUUGGAAAAAGAAAUACAAAAAGGUGUUAUUGGAAAUUAG
Adineta ricciae is the source of this 621-nucleotide messenger RNA. The record is from the annotation of a GenBank genome assembly. Lineage: Eukaryota; Metazoa; Rotifera; Eurotatoria; Adinetida; Adinetidae.